AUGUCCAAAGCCCAACUCACCCCCCUCGCGGACCUCCGCGUCUCCAAGCACAUGAUCCCCGCCCACAAACUCGUCCCCAAUACCUCGAUCCAAAACAAGCCGCUGCUGAUAUACCACUCCGCCUUCCCCUCCUCCACCAGCGCAUCCUCAAUCCAGUCACACCUCAAGUCCGUCGGCGAAGUAACGCCUCAAUGGACCUACACGAUGUACUCGACAACCCACUUCCACAGCACGACGCACGAGCUGCUCGUCGUGGCUCACGGCUCAGCCAAAUUGUGUUUCGGCGGCGAAGAGAACGAGGGGCGUGUCGAGCCGACGGUGACAAAGGGGGAUGUGAUGGUCGUGCCUGCGGGCGUGGGACAUAGACUUCUGGAGGAUCUGGAGGGGGGGUUUCAGAUGGUGGGGGCGUAUCCGGGGAAGGGAGACUGGGAUAUGUGUUAUGGGAAACAGGGCGAGGAGGAGAAGGUCAAGGGGAUUGAGAAGCUGGGGUGGUUCAAGCGGGAUCCGGUGUAUGGAGAGAAGGGGCCGGUGAUGGAGGUUUGA
Molecule: messenger RNA, 543 nt
Organism: Coniosporium apollinis CBS 100218
Lineage: Eukaryota; Fungi; Ascomycota; Dothideomycetes
Exons: 1
Coding region: 1-543 (180 amino acids)
Source: RefSeq, a predicted model, not a curated record